Messenger RNA from Lottia gigantea (owl limpet), 441 nucleotides. RefSeq lists its product as hypothetical. NCBI's taxonomy places the organism in Eukaryota, Metazoa, Mollusca, Gastropoda, Lottiidae. The transcript is spliced from 5 exons. The record is from RefSeq and is a predicted model, not a curated record. Bases 1 to 441 code for a protein of 146 amino acids.
AUGACAGAUGAUAUUAAGAUUAGGUUGACGACUCACUGUUGUCCUGCUGCUCAUAAUUUAUAUAGUGCCUUUCAAAAGUGGUAUAGUCAAGCUGUCCAAAAUCGUGUGUUGAGUUUAGAAAUGAAAUGUAAAAUGAAUAAUUUAAUACAGAAGCAGAGUGCUUAUUAUCAGUUAUUUAAUCUGUAUUUGCAGCAAUAUCAUGAGUUAUUAUCUGAAAAUCUAACAAAAAUACAAGUUGAAGGUGAUAAUACAGAAAAUACACCUUGUAUCAGUAGAAAUAGUAGUGAUAAUAGUAAUUUAUUAUUAAGAAGACAAGUUGCUGGUGAUAUCUUACAGGGAUUGAAAACUUCCAGGAAUUCUGUGGAGGAAAUGGUGCAAUUAGUGAAAGAAAAUACUUCCAUCAUAGAAAGAUUUGAAGCUCUUUCUUUACCAGAUGAUUGA